This is a messenger RNA of Mangifera indica (mango), 1126 nucleotides long. Its product is annotated as mitochondrial substrate carrier family protein B-like. The record is from RefSeq and is a predicted model, not a curated record. Gene Ontology annotation, biological process: transmembrane transport. Lineage: Eukaryota; Viridiplantae; Streptophyta; Magnoliopsida; Sapindales; Anacardiaceae.
GCAAAUGGUUGAUACGACAGCGUUUUAGCUCAUCUUUUGCAUCUGAAAUACUUUUCUCUGCUUUGAAAAUACGCCGGGGAGAGAAGGAAUAGCCCGAAUUUCACAAAAGUAGAGGAGAAAAAAUUUAUGGAAUUUUGUGCUAAAACUUUGGAAAAUAUAUAUCUUUACUGUCAUUUGGUCCUCCUCAUAAAUGGGUUUAGAAUCAUUUUAUUGUUCUGUUUUUUUUUUUUUUUUUGGUUACGGUAAAUAUUCGUGAUCUUUCUUCAUAGCAAAGCACUCAGCUUCUGUUCAUAUUCUAAGAAAACUCAGAGAAAGAGAGUUAUAUUUAUUUUAUCAUUAUCAUUGUAUUUUUGUUAAACGAUGCAAACAGAAGCCAGAAUGGGGGUGGUGAUAGAGGGAGGGCAGAGAGGAUUGAGUUCAGGCCGUGAAAGCGUUAGUGUUGAUAAGUAUCAAUCUCAGAUCGGCACUGUAUCACAGCUUCUUGCAGGAGGUGUGGCUGGUGCUCUUAGUAAGACCUGUACUGCUCCUCUUGCCAGACUCACCAUUCUCUUCCAGGUUCAAGGCAUGCACUCUGAUAUUGCAACAUUGAGGAAGGCUAGCAUAUGGCAUGAGGCUUCACGAAUAAUUAAUGAAGAAGGAUUCAGGGCUUUCUGGAAAGGGAAUCUGGUUACUAUUGCUCAUCGCCUACCAUAUUCUGCAGUCAACUUUUAUGCAUAUGAGCACUACAAAAAUCAGUUCCUACAAGUAAUUCCAGGAUUGCAAAGUCACAGGGAAAAUAUGGGUGCUGAUGCCUGUGUGAAUUUUUUAGGCGGUGGUUUGGCAGGAAUAACAGCGGCGUCUGCUGCAUAUCCAUUGGAUCUUGUAAGGACACGCCUUGCAUCUCAGACUAAUGUGAUUUACUACAGAGGUAUUUGGCAUGCUUUACAAACUAUUUGCAGAGAGGAAGGAGUUUUGGGCCUCUAUAAAGGACUUGGUGCAACACUUUUUGGUGUUGGGCCCAACUUAGCAAUUAACUUUUCAGUAUAUCAAACAUUGAAAUCUUUUUGGCAGUCACAGAGACCACAUGAUUCUACUAUGCUGGUUAGUCUAGCAUGUGGAAGUCUUUCAGGCAUUGCUUCCUCAACAG